Molecule: messenger RNA, 2082 nt
Organism: Closterium sp. Naga37s-1
Lineage: Eukaryota; Viridiplantae; Streptophyta; Zygnematophyceae; Desmidiales; Closteriaceae
Source: the annotation of a GenBank genome assembly
AUGGUUUGUAACAGACCAGGCAAGACCGGAGGAGGCAACUUCACCCGUCCGAUGGUGACAGAGUUUUCCACCAUAACUGCUGCCUCCUCUCUUUCAUCAGAUCGUCAUAUUGGAAUUAUGCUCGCCGCCUCGCCUCCGUUCGCGCACCACAUGCUUCAGGAUCGCUGGCAGCAGCAGCAGCAUCAGCAGCAUCAACAGGCUAUCUUUUUGAGCCCUCAACCCCUGUUCGAAGCACACCACCACUCCGCCAGCCCCGCGCCUGGCGUCCCCGACAACAAGCUGCGCGAGCUCGCGUCCAUGGCGUCCCUCGCGAACCACCCCGCGGCGCCGUCGCCGCCGCCGCCUGCGUCGCACGCUCAGUCACCGCCCGCCGCUUUCCCCAACCCGUGGGGCGCGGGCUCCGACUCCCCGUGCGCGCAAUUCGCCGCUCAGAGCCCCCCCGACGGGCCGCCUCCGCGCCUAUCAUCCGCCGGUUGCAACGAGGCUCUCCCGUCGCCGAUCCCCACGCCCCCGUGCACGUGCUACUCGCGGCUGCCGGCCGGAUGCGCGACGGAUCCGCACGCGCCGACCGUUAAGUACAUCGGCGUGCGCCUGCGCGGGCGCAACCGGUGGGUGGCGGAGAUUAAGGACAACAACCACGGCGUGCGCAAGUGGCUCGGCACCUUCGCGUGCCCCGUGCAGGCCGCGCAGGCCUUCGACGCGGCGGCGCGCGCGAUUCGCGGCCCGAAGACGAAGGCGAACUUUAAGCGCGGCGACGCGGAAUUCGUGGAGGACGUGCCCGAGGUGCUCUCCGUGCUCGCGUACUGCGCCUCGGGCAAGCCGCCGCAAAGCAGCGCGGCAAACCUGGCGGGGUCGGCGGACGGGUUCGCGCGGAGAACGUCUCCCAAGCAGUCGUCUCCCGCUGGUCCGCCGGGCAGAAGGCCCGGCAGGGGCAAGCCACCCUCCCCCUCCGCCGGCCCCUUGCCGCUCGCGAUCGGCCCGCCGUCCAUCGCCGCGCCGUCCUACGCGGCCGCGCCGUACGCAGUGGACGCGACCCAAGCCGGCGCCACGCUGCAUCAUGCCGCCCCGCGCCUGUCCAUGCCGUCCCCGUCGUCAUCGCUGGUCGCACCAAGCCCCCUGCAGCUCACCGGCAGUUUUAACGCCGAAGCGUCGCCGCUAACGCCCUUCCCGCCUGCGCGCGGGUCGCAUGAGAUCGUUGUGAAGCGCGAAGUCCUGGCGCCGUCCUCCCUGCUGCCCGUCGCGGCGUUCGCCGAGGCGCGCGCGGCGAGCGAGCACGCGGUGAUUGUGCAGCCGGCGCACGCAGGCGGGCGCGCGGCGGCGGGCUGCGCGCCGCCAGCCGUAGUCGACGGCGUGACGUGGGUGGUGGCGGAGCCGGAGCAGGCGACGCCUUGGGGCGCGCGGACGGCGGAAGCCGGCAGGUUCCCGCAGCUAGUGGCGCCCGCGCCCCACGCACCCCACACGCCCCACGCGCCGUAUCACCCACCUGCCCCGCAGUGGCGCGACUCGCAGGGGGAGCAGCGCGAGGUGCGGUGCAGGAGGGAGGAGGCACAGGCGGGUGUGGGAGGGGAGGGCGGCGCUCCAGCCAUCGAAUGCGCCUCGCUGUGGUCGCCUUGUCGACCCGCUGAUGCCAACAGGGACGAGGACGCAUUCGCACACACGCCAUCUGCGCAGCCAGAUGACAUGGAUGUCCGAUCCUCAAGCCACGUCAGGCUCGGCAAGCGCAGGUCGCCCGAGCCUGUGGGAGAGGUUCAGUUAAAUCGUUUGGUACGGGACGCGGAGGGUAGCAUGCAUGGAGGCAUUGGAGGGGUGCUCUCUCUGCUGUCUGUUGGAGCCCUCCAGUCGUCCGGCGAGAGGGUCGGCAGCAGGCUCGGUGGUGAGAGUUUGAAAGUGAAGGGGAUGAGCCUUUCCUCACUCUUGCCUGUUGCCGAGCCUGCGCUGACUCCCGAGGAGUUUGGUGAGCUUCGGCAGAAGCUUGGGUGGAAGGUGGUUCGGAUGGAGGACCUGGAGGAAAUCCCAAGGGUGGCUCGGGAAGCACUGUUGAGGUUCAGGCAGGACAAGGACUUCACCAUGCUGUCACUUUAG